Messenger RNA from Nothoprocta perdicaria, 1484 nucleotides. RefSeq names its product centromere protein Q (gene CENPQ). Lineage: Eukaryota; Metazoa; Chordata; Aves; Tinamiformes; Tinamidae. Bases 123 to 983 code for a protein of 286 amino acids. The transcript has 9 exons. The record is from RefSeq and is a predicted model, not a curated record.
GUCUGCCCGCGCGGGGAAAACGGUUUCCUAACGGCUCGACGGGAUAGCGUGCGGUCGGUCUCGGUGGCAGUGUUGAGGAGACACCGAGGCAUCCGAGGAGUCGUCGCGGGCGUUUACAGAUAAUGAAACGCCACCACACUGCUUCCAGUAAGACGGGGGAGACCUCUGYUGAAGGAACAGUAAAAAAAUCCCGUAAAUCAAUACAUCAACAAGGGUCUUCCAGCAAAAAAAAGGGAACAGAUGGAGGAGGAAAAAAAACAAAUCAAAAAGGAGAGCAGGUCACUCUGACAGCCAAAUGGAAAGCUAAGGGACCCAAGAACUAUUCUCCUGCAGUACAAACAAAAGAAAAUGGUUCUUCAAAAGAGAUGAAACUAAGCAGUGCUGAAAUAGCAUCUUGGCAGACUCUGUCAGAAAGCAGUAAGCAGUUUCUGGAAACUAUGAUGAAUUCAAUAAUACUUUCUCUUUUGUGCCAACAAAGAGAGARGAAAGAAGAUGUUCAGAAACACCUCAAUUUACUGAAACAAAGGAUGCUGAGAGUUUUCAAGACCUUAAAGGUACCUCCAAGGAAGCUGGGCAACCUGAAGAAUUUGCUGAGUCUUCAAGUGGCAGAGAAACAAACGCUUGAGACAAAUGAAGAAUCUUUGGUACAACUACAGGAAGAAAUAAAUGAAGCCAAGCGAUCUGCAGAACACAUGGAUGAAACUGUACAGCAACUACAGUACAAAAUMCAAGUGCUCAGGAACAAGUUGAAGGAAGAGGAAAGAAAGGCUAGCAAGGUAUUACAGCAAGACUGCAGUGGAGCACUCCACCUUCCAGAACUCCCUAAGCACAGUUUAGAGGCACCCACUCUGCAGAAAGAAAUUUUGAAGAUAAAGAACAAGAAUGGUCUUCUAAAGGAUAUGAGCAUUAUUCAGCAGUCAGCUGAAAUGAAGAACAUGUUAACCCUCAUUGAAAAGAUCUAUGAAAAGGUGGACUUCAUUUGAGAGACCGAAUAUAUGGUGUCUGCUUUGAAGCAAGAUAACCUCUGCCAGUAUUCUAUACUAUAUUGGCAUGUAAAUGCUUUUGAGCACUGUAGUGAUUUAGGUACUCUGUCAGGAAAUCUUUUGACCAGUGGGGCCUCUUCUAAUGAAGAUACAUAUUUUCUUAGAGGAAGAGAGGCUCAUUUGCACUUUUUAUAGGCUUGGGCAAUGUCUUUCAUUGUAUUUGGGCUUUUAUAUCAAAUGAGAAAAUGUCGUGCUUCUCAUGAAACUAACACAUAUUUCAGAGUUAAAUCCUCUUUAAACUUGAAGCAUCUAGUAAAGUUAAGUCUAUCUAAUGCAGAAUUGCAAAUCCUCUUUUUCACCUUCAUUACCUUUUUUUUAAUAAAAAGGCCUAUACUGCAGGAGUCUGAGUCAGACUAYAGAGUUUUCUUACCUUGUUUUGAGCAGUAAGUUGAAAAUGUAUUUUAUAUCCGGUUUAUUCAUGGGGAAAGCAGUUGAGAACUU